AUGUCAUGCUGCUAUGCAACAGGUUCUCAUUCUUUAUGGAUGAAGGCAACAUACAUCAAAGGAAGUUCUUCAUUUCCAGAAUUCUCAGCAUAUGGGAUGUUGGAUGACAUUGUGUUUGGGUAUUAUGAUUCAAUUGAAAGCAAAAUAAUACACAAAUACAUUAAUCAGGCCUCUAACAGCAGUCUCGAUGAAGAGGACAUGAAUUAUGUUAAAUACUUAAUCCGACAUAAUCAUGGACGUAUGAAAGAUCGAGCAUCUUAUCUGAGCAACUAUUUCAACCACACAAAUGAUACUUACACUCUCCAGAGAUCUUCGGCAUGUGAACUCCUGGACAAUGAUGAACCAGGAUGGAUGACGCAUUCGGAUGUUUACAAUGGGCAGGCUGUAGAAGAAGCGUAUAAUGAUGUAGACGAUAACACUCUUCACUUUAAAGUGAAGUGGACAAAUACUGACAGUGCAUUAUGGACUCUGACAUCGGGCAGGGUUUCCCUGUACAGCUGCAUCAAAUUCCUCAAAAAGCAUCUCGUCAUAGAAAAGAAUCGUGUGCUGAAAAAAGUGAAGCCCGGAGUCACGUUCCUUCCGAGAGAAAAGAUGGACUCGACAGAUGUUCUGUUGACCUGCCUGGCCACUGGUUUCUACCCCCGUCACAUCAACCUGACCCUGCUCAGAGACGGCCAGUCUGUGUCUGACCACCAGGUCACUGGGGGGGAGCUGCUGCCCAAUGGAGAUGAGACGUACCAGAUGAGGAAGAGCCUGGAGGUCAGCACAGAGGAACUACAGCAUCACCACUACACCUGCACAGCUGAACACCUCAGCGUGGACAACAAGCUGGACAUUGAUUUGGGUAUGACAGGGUUUUGA
This is a messenger RNA of Sardina pilchardus (European sardine), 861 nucleotides long. RefSeq names its product major histocompatibility complex class I-related gene protein-like. Gene Ontology annotation, cellular component: external side of plasma membrane. Bases 1 to 861 code for a protein of 286 amino acids. The record is from RefSeq and is a predicted model, not a curated record. Lineage: Eukaryota; Metazoa; Chordata; Actinopteri; Clupeiformes; Clupeidae. Gene Ontology annotation, biological process: immune response. The transcript is spliced from 4 exons.